Molecule: messenger RNA, 2006 nt
Organism: Passer domesticus (house sparrow)
Lineage: Eukaryota; Metazoa; Chordata; Aves; Passeriformes; Passeridae
Product: sodium channel subunit beta-1-like
Exons: 5
Coding region: 604-1248 (214 amino acids)
Biological process (GO): regulation of heart rate by cardiac conduction; cardiac muscle cell action potential involved in contraction; sodium ion transport
Cellular component (GO): voltage-gated sodium channel complex
Molecular function (GO): transmembrane transporter binding; sodium channel inhibitor activity
Source: RefSeq, a predicted model, not a curated record
CCCUCGGGCGCCGCAGUGCGCCGGGCCCGAGCGGAGCCGGAAAGAGCCGGAAAGAGCCGAAGCGGAGCCGAGCGCCGGCGAAGCGGGAGGCGGAAAGAGCCGAACGGCGGGGACGGAGCGGGGCCGAAAGGAGCCGAAAGGAGCCGAAGCGGACCCGCCUGAGGGUCCGGCCAUGCCUUGAAGCGGCUCCUCAGACCCGUCCCGGGCUCUUCCUCCUCGUCCUCCUCAUCCUCGUCCUCCUCCUGCGGCGGGGGAGGGGCCCAUGGGCCGGGCAGGGGGCUGAGGGGGCCGGAGACGCUGAACGGGGCCCGAACUGGGCUGAACUGGGCUGAACUGGGCCCAACUAGGCCGGAGAAACCAGAGCCGGGCCGAAAAGCGGCGAAGUUGUCCGGAAAGAGCCGAAGCGGGCGAGGAAUAAGCGAAGUGAGGACGGAGCUGUACGGAAAGAACCGAACCGGGCCGGAAAGAACCGAGCUGGGUCGGAAGUAAGCGAAGCGGGCCGGAAGUAGACGAAGGGAGCCCGGGGAGGGUCGGAAAGAGCCGAACGAGCGCGAAGGGGGUCGGAAAGAGCCGAAGCUGUCCGGAAAUUGCCGAAGUGCCGCCAUGUUGCUGUCGCUGCUCCUCGGGCUCCUCGAGGUUUCGGGGGCGCUGGGGGGCUGCGUGGAGGUGGCCUCGGGCACCGAGGCCGUGCUGGGCGCGCCGUUCCGGCUGCUCUGCAUCGCCUGCAAGCGCCGCAGCGAGACCCCGGCCGAGGCCGAGAGCGAGUGGUUCUUCCGGCCCGAGGGGGCCCCCCACUUCGAGAAGAUCCUGCACUACAGCCCCGAGGAGGGCGAGUGGGUGGCCCCGGGCCCGUUCCUGGGCGUGCUGGCCUGGAACGGCUCGCGGGGCACGCGCGACCUGCAGGACCUGUCGGUGUGGCUGCGCGCCGUGCAGCGCGGCCACGCCGGGCACUACGUGUGCCGCCUGAAACGCAACCUGACCUUCGAGGGCUACACCUACAGCCUGGCCAGGAACCAGACCCUGCGGCUGGCCGUGGUGGACAAAGCGCGGCGGGACCUGGCGUCCAUCGUGUCCGAGAUCCUGAUGUACGUGCUGAUCGUGGUGCUGACGCUCUGGCUGGCCGCCGAGAUGCUCUACUGCUACCGCAAGGUGGCGGCCGCGGCCCCGCCCCCCGACAGCGCCUCGGAGUACCUGGCCAUCACCUCGGAGAGCAAAGAGAACUGCGGCGGCGUCCAGGUGGCCGAGUGACCCCGAGUGACCUCUGACCCCUGAGUGACCCCUGAGUGACCUCUGACCCCUGAGUGACCCGGAAUGACCACAGAGUGACCCCUGGAUGACCCCUGAGUGACCCCUGAGUGACCACUGACCGUGAGUGACCCCUGACUGACCCUGAGUGACCCCUGACUGACCUCUCGCCCCUGAGUGACCUCGAGUGACCCCUGACCCUGACUGACCCCUGAGUGACCUCUGAGUGACCCCUGAGUGACCCCUGAGUGACCUUUGACCACUGACUGACCCUGACUGACCCCUGAGUGACCUCUGAGUGACCCCUGAGUGACCCCUGAGUGACCUUUGACCACUGACUGACCCUGAGUGACCCCUGGGUGACCUCUGACCCCCAGGCCCCCCCCUGCAAUAACCCCCCCGGGGGGGACCCCCCGACCCCUCCCCCACCCCCGACCCCGCAUGGCCCCUCCCCCAACCCCAAAUUUGGGGGGAAAAAAAAUCCCAAAAUUUGGGGGAAAAAAGCUCGAAAUUUGAGGGAAAGAAUCCCAAAAAUUCGAGGAAAAAAAUCCCAAAAUUUGAGGGAAAAAUCCUAAAAAUUGAGAGAAAAUUCCCCAAAAAAUUGAGGAAAAAAUCCCAAUGUUUUGAGGAAAAAAAUCCCAAAAUUUGAGGAAAAAAAUCCCAAAUUUGGGGGGAAAAAAAUCCCAAAAUUUGAGGAAAAAAAUCCUAAAAAUUGAGAGAAAAUUCCCCAAAAAAUUGAGGAAAAAAUCCCAAUGUUUUGA